AAUAAAAGUUCCGAUAUUACUUGUCCUACUUUCUCAAUAACAAUAAUCUUUUCUCUCAAUUCCUUACAACCACUCAAAUUUCAUUCAGAAAUUUUGUCCCCAACGCACUCGUCUUCCUCUCUCCCAAAAAUGAACAAUUUCACAAAAUCAGUGGUUCUAUUAGUUCUCUUCAUUGUUCAAUUGAUCAUAAUUCCAGGACUCCAUGCAAUCUCAGGAUUGAAGCCGCCGCCGCUAGAAACGACGGAGCCAAUGGUUCCUGCUGGUCCAACUGCGUAUCGAUUCAUAAACAUGUCGGCGGCAAUAGGAGUCGGCAGCUAUAGGCGGAGAUUGGCUCCGUUCCAGCUGUGCCUGCUCUGCAAGUGCUGCGCCGGCGCCACUUGCGUCUCCAUGCCGUGCUGCUUUGGUAUCGACUGUCAGCUCCCCAACAAGCCCUUUGGCGUCUGUGCUUUCGUACCAAAAUCCUGUAACUGCACAAAUUGUGCUACUAAAAAUUAGAUUAUAUAUAUUAAAGCCUUUAUUAUAGUACGUCAUGAUAAGAUAGUAAAAGAAAUAUAUGAAUCAAGAAUUGAAUAUAUUAAUUAUACGGAUUUGUGGGUAGUUAAUUUAAAAGAAUUUUAUUAGUUACGACGUGUGAAACGAACGGUAAUUAAAAAAUCCAGGCCGAAGAUGGAACGUGACUACGAUUUUCAAAUCUGCUAAACUACAAAUUUGACAACCAUGGCUUGUCAGAUAACACUGUACAAAUUGUUUGAAGUUCUUGCAAAAAACACCAAGAGCUUGUGGAACCGUGUUGUUAGAAAAAGUAAUUGUACCCACCACCACGUGGACAACUGGCAGUAAUAUGCUAAAAAUAUAUGUAGAGCAAUCUAUCUUCUUCUCUCUCA
Molecule: messenger RNA, 884 nt
Organism: Cannabis sativa
Lineage: Eukaryota; Viridiplantae; Streptophyta; Magnoliopsida; Rosales; Cannabaceae
Exons: 2
Coding region: 130-495 (121 amino acids)
Source: RefSeq, a predicted model, not a curated record